This is a messenger RNA of Penicillium coprophilum, 288 nucleotides long. RefSeq lists its product as uncharacterized. Bases 1 to 288 code for a protein of 95 amino acids. The transcript is spliced from 2 exons. NCBI's taxonomy places the organism in Eukaryota, Fungi, Ascomycota, Eurotiomycetes, Eurotiales, Aspergillaceae. The record is from RefSeq and is a predicted model, not a curated record.
AUGUGUUUAAGACACUAUACAACUCAGGAUCUCAAACAUCGCUCUCGCAAGCCCUUCCAUUGCGCGUAUCAAUACCUUCUCGGGAGUCGACCCCAAAUAGAAGCCAUUGCCGCGAAAGAUAAACUUAUCCAAUCUAUCUCUGGGGAGGCCUCCGACGCUGGCGGUUUUGAAACCCAGUAUCAAAUCGAACAUGGAUUGCAUUUAGAACUGGCCCGUGCAGCGAAUCGGUCUGGCUCCAGAAUUUCGUCCUCUACGGCAGGUUUUAACCGCCAUCGCGCCAACCCAUAG